This is a messenger RNA of Amphibalanus amphitrite, 2752 nucleotides long. RefSeq names its product large subunit GTPase 1 homolog. The record is from RefSeq and is a predicted model, not a curated record. NCBI's taxonomy places the organism in Eukaryota, Metazoa, Arthropoda, Thecostraca, Balanomorpha, Balanidae. The transcript is spliced from 9 exons. Gene Ontology annotation, molecular function: GTP binding; GTPase activity. Gene Ontology annotation, biological process: ribosomal subunit export from nucleus. Gene Ontology annotation, cellular component: cytosol. Bases 125 to 2059 code for a protein of 644 amino acids.
UGCAAGCACGCGUGGACUGUGUCGACUGUAUAACUUUUUGGAGCUUGUUUUGGAGUGCUCAUGCUACAAAUAUAUCCUAAAUUCAAGUACUUUGGUUAGUAUCAGAGUUCGGUACUUGUCAGCAAUGCCUCCUAAGAAGCCAAAUCUGGGGAAAUCAUUGGUCAAGGACCGAUUCAAGGGAAAACGGAAGAGGCGAGUUGGUGGUGAUGAGUCUUCUCGUCAUACCACGGAGCUGGGUGAUGGAUAUGACUGGAACAAGAUAAACCUGCGCUCUGUGACAGAGGAGACCUCUAUCGAUGAGUUCCUCAACACCGCCCAGCUGGCUGGCACCGAGUUUGUGGCAGAGAAACUGAAUAUCACGUUCGUCAACCCGAAAGGUCAGAUUGGCAUCCCCUCGGCGGAGGAGCUGCACAAGAUCAAAGAGUUGCAGCGGGAAAACAUCGCCCUCUUGCAGAUCCCCAGACGACCGGCCUGGGACGAGACGACAUCUGCGGCCGAGCUGCACGCUGCCGAAGAGCUGGCCUUUCUCGAGUGGCGCCGGCAGCUGGCGCAGCUUCAGGAGGCGCGCGGCCUCACCCUCACCCCCUACGAGAGGAAUCUCGAGUUCUGGAGGCAGCUGUGGCGUGUGGUUGAGCGAAGUGACGUGGUGGUUCAGAUCCUGGACGCGCGGAACCCGCUGCUGUACCGCUGCGAGGACCUGGAGCGCUACGUGCGCGAGGUGGACCCGGAUAAGGACAACCUGCUGCUCAUCAACAAGUCAGACCUGCUGACGGCCGAACAGCGCGCAGCGUGGGCCGAUUACUUCAACGAGACGGGCAUCAAGGCGGCCUUCUUCUCAGCGCUGAACGAGGCGGACGCGCCGCCGGCCACCAUAGCAGAGGAGCCGGAGGAACCGACAGAGGAGUCUGAGGAGGAGGAUUCUGAGGGAGAGGGUGAGAGCUCUGAGAAGGAGGAGGCAGAGUCAGACAGUGGGGAGGAGGGCAGUGUCAGUGAGGGCCGCGCGGACGGCCCGCCGCCUCUCUCGGCCUGGCCGGCCGCCAGCGAUCAGUCCGAGUCGACUGAUGUGACUGAGGACGCCUCGGAGCCCACCGGAGACGGCACGGAUGACGGCGGGGGCGGCGGGGGAGGGGGCGGGUUCACCAGUCCCCGCCUCCUGCCGCGGGAGGAGCUCAUCGGUCUGCUGAAGACGGUGCACGCCGGCCGCCGGCGCACCGAGGGAGUGGCCACUAUUGGAUUUGUCGGCUACCCGAACGUCGGCAAGAGCUCCACCAUCAACGCGCUGCUACAGGCGAAGAAGGUGUCCGUGUCGGCCACGCCCGGAAAGACCAAACAUUUCCAGACCCUGCACAUUGACUCGGAGCUGAUCCUGUGCGACUGCCCGGGCCUGGUGAUGCCGUCGUUCCUCUCCACCAAAGCCGAGAUGGUGGUGUGGGGCGUGCUGCCCAUCGAUCAGAUGCGCGACCACGUGCCGCCCGUGAACCUGGUGGCGCACCUGAUGCCGCGCCCGGUGCUCGAGAGGACGUACGGCCUGAUGCUGCCGCUGCCGCGCGAGGGGGAACAGCCCGACCGGCCGCCCACGGCUGAGGAGCUGCUCAACGCCUACGGAUACAUGCGGGGUUUCAUGACCGCCCGCGGCCUUCCGGACAACCCUCGCUCGGCGCGAGUCAUCCUCAAGGACUUUGUUCGCGGCAAACUGCUGUACUGCCUAGCGCCGCCGGGCCGUGACCAGGAACACUUCAACAAGUGGCCGCUAGAGGCGCCACGGGAGCGCGCCGCCGGCCAGAGACCGCCCCAGGAGAAAAUGGUGAAGCCGAAUAAGCCGACUGCCGACGCUGUGGACAGCAGCUUCUUCAGCGCGGUGCAGAGCAAGGCGCACAGCCGGGACCACCUGGGAGUGCAGCGGGUCGACGGGCGCGCGUCGGCCGUCCCCGUCAGUGACGAGCCGGUAUCAGAGAGCGCCUCCACCACCUCCACCGCCAAACCGUGGCGAGUAAAGGGAGGCAAACGGCCCAAGAAAGGUAAACUGCGCCGCGUCUACCGCCAUCUGGACGACGUAUGACAGACUUGUCUUUGACCAUCCGGCCGCUAGGUGGCCAGUCGCCCUCGCAACUCCCUAUCAGAGGUUGGACUAUGGGAUUGUGGUUCUGCGGGGCAAACACGUGCAAAGUGAACCACUGGGGCUGAACAGAGGAGCUCGGGUCUGGGAAUCGCGGGGUGGCUCGUUUUGUCUCCUUCCCAUGUGCUGGAGCCCGAUGGACUGACGAAUAACUCUGCCCUAUGACAGAUGGCAUUUCUGUCUGGAGUGCACUUGGCCUACAGACUACUGUAGGGCUUGGCAGCAGUGUCCCAAAAUUGAGUUUUGUCUGGGGUGUCAGAGAGGAAAAUUACCCACCAAAAAGAGGGGAGAGAGUGGAAAACUGCUGAUUCGAUUAGAUCCAAAAAGAGUGAGAAACGCCAUAAAACAUGGAUUUUAUUCUAGGAUGUAGAAUGUUUGAUGCUAAACCGGGCAUUCACACAACCGCUCUUUCUAGAGGUAAAAAAAUCUAGGUUUUCUUGGUUGGGAGUGGAAAAUUGUUCUUAAAAAUUGGUGGUGAGAGUGGAAAAUGGAUUUCCUUUGGAUGUCAUUUCCCACCCAAAUCGACAAAUUUUGGGACAUUGCUUGGCAGGGAUCCUUUGGAGGUCUAAGCCAACUGUGAUGUGUCUUGUUUUGUUAGAUUUAUGAGGAUCCAUAAUAUAUACCACAUAAUUUGUU